Molecule: messenger RNA, 1534 nt
Organism: Solanum stenotomum
Lineage: Eukaryota; Viridiplantae; Streptophyta; Magnoliopsida; Solanales; Solanaceae
Product: dihydroorotase, mitochondrial
Exons: 9
Coding region: 225-1532 (435 amino acids)
Biological process (GO): pyrimidine nucleotide biosynthetic process; 'de novo' pyrimidine nucleobase biosynthetic process
Cellular component (GO): chloroplast; cytoplasm
Molecular function (GO): dihydroorotase activity
Source: RefSeq, a predicted model, not a curated record
AUCGAUUUAAGAUCUUCAUUAGGAUCGUCCAGAUCAGAGUUCUCCAACCCAUAUUGUGAUGUACAUUUUCUCUUUUAGUAAUCUGUUCACUCGUCUCCGAAGAACGAGCAACAGAAGCCGAACCUUCGAGACGUGGUUUUGAAGCUUCUUCACUCAAUUUACUAUCAAUUGUGUCGCUUCUUCUUCCUUCUUAGGCUUUUCCUCUUUGAGAGAAGCCCAUUUGCAUGAACUUCAAGUUCCUCAAGGUACCAAAUAGUUCACGCUUGACCAUUCUGAACAACUUCUUGGGGCACACCGAAACUGAAAUUGCUUUUAUUCACUUGCUAUUCUUCAAUUUCCGGCAGGGUGACGGCGCCAGCGCUAGCCUCCAAAGGAAUCUCGUGCUUCCAAUUGCAGCUAACCGCAAAAUCCAUCGUCUCCUCAAAGUGAUUUCACAUAUACCAGUUGUUAGCUUUGGACGCAAAAGAUCGUUAAAAAUCUACAGUGCAAAAAUGGAGCUCUCAAUCACACAACCUGAUGAUUGGCAUCUUCAUCUCCGUGAUGGUGAUGUUCUUAAGGCAGUUGUCUCUCACAGUGCACAUCACUUUGGGAGGGCAAUAGUCAUGCCAAAUUUGAUGCCUCCUAUCACUACCACUGCUGCUGCUGUAGCAUACCGGGAGGCGAUAUUGAAAUCUUUACCUGUUGAUAGUGAUUUCAACCCUCUUAUGACUCUUUAUUUGACAGAUACAACCAGUCCUAUGGAAAUCAAACUAGCAAGAGAGAGCCAGGUCGUAUUUGGGGUGAAGUUGUACCCUGCUGGUGCCACGACAAAUUCUCAAGAUGGAGUGACUGAUCUUUUCGGGAAGUGUUUACCGGUUCUACAAGAAAUGGUUGAGCAUAAUAUGCCUCUGCUGGUUCAUGGAGAGGUUACUAAUCCUGAGGUUGACAUGUUUGAUAGAGAAAAGGUAUUCAUUGAAACGGUUCUAAGACCGUUGGUGCAGAAAUUUCCACGAUUGAAGGUCGUGAUGGAGCAUGUUACCACCAUGGAUGCUGUUAAGUUUGUUGAAUCUUGCACUGAAGGAUUUGUUGCAGCGACUGUCACCCCACAACAUCUUGUUUUGAACAGGAAUUCUCUCUUCCAAGGGGGCUUACAACCACAUAAUUACUGCCUUCCAGUCCUCAAAAGAGAGAUCCACAGGGAGGCGCUUGUGUCAGCUGUAACAAGUGGAAGUAAAAGAUUUUUUCUUGGGACUGAUAGUGCUCCUCAUGAUAGACGAAGAAAAGAGUGUUCUUGUGGAUGUGCUGGUAUUUACAAUGCACCUGUAGCCUUGUCAGUAUAUGCAAAGGUGUUUGAAAAGGAAAAUGCACUCGACAAGCUUGAAGCAUUUACUAGCUUCAAUGGACCAGACUUUUAUGGGCUUCCUAGGAACAACUCAAAGAUUAAGUUGAGUAAGACGCCAUGGAAGGUACCCGAAUCCUUUUCUUAUGCAUCAGGAGAUAUUAUUCCCAUGUUUGCUGGUGAAAUGCUCGACUGGUUGCCGGCUCCUCUCUGAGA